ACCCUUCGAAAAGAACCCACUCUCCUCUCCCCCUCUGCAGCAAUACUAUCUCUGGUCGGCAGAAUCCGUCUCCCUCUUUCCAUCCCCCACCCCUCACCUUAAAAACCACUUCUUCACUCUUCACUCUUCAAUCCAUUUUCCUUCACUUUCCCGAGAAAAAUUGGACUCCUCUACUCUUUUCACUCAUCUACUCAUCCCCGCAGAUUUCGGUUCUCAAAAAACCUUACCAGUUCCGUGUUGGACUUGGACGCCCCGCCUCCGUACGUUUCUCGAGUUUGUUAGGGUUUAGAAUCAGAGCUACUACAUUUACUUCUCCCUUGUCCGGCGGUCUUUUUCUCUUACUAGAGAACCACUCUUUCUUUCAGUCAAGAUCCUGUAGCUGAACAAUGAUUAGAGUUAUGGAUUCUGUGAAUGAACCCCUGAGGAACUUAGAAAAAUGCUUGGAUCCUCAACUGUGGCAUGCCUGUGCUGGUGGCAUGGUCCAGAUGCCUGCAGUCCACUCCAAGGUCUACUAUUUUCCUCAGGGACAUGCUGAGCAUGCUAAUGGUAAUGUAGAUUUCAGGAAUUUUCCGAUUCCUCCACUUAUCUUAUGUCAAGUUUCUGGGAUUAAGUAUAUGGCGGAUCCUGAAACCGAUGAGGUUUUUGCAAAAAUGUUGUUAGUUCCUUUGAGGGAUGAUGGCCAUGAGGAUGACAAUUUUGAUGGGAACAGUGGGAUGGAGGAUAACGAGAAAUCUGCCUCCUUUGCUAAGACUCUAACACAGUCCGAUGCUAACAAUGGUGGGGGUUUCUCUGUCCCACGUUAUUGUGCAGAAACUAUCUUCCCUAAACUGGACUAUAGUGCAGAGCCUCCUGUUCAGAAUAUUCUGGUCAAGGAUGUCCAUGGAAACGUUUGGAAGUUUAGGCAUAUUUAUAGGGGGACACCUCGGCGGCAUCUUUUGACGACAGGGUGGAGUAACUUUGUGAAUCAUAAGAAGCUUGUGGCGGGUGAUUCAAUUGUGUUUCUGAGAGCAGAGAAUGGGGAUCUUUGUGUGGGAAUUCGUCGGGCAAAGAAAGGAAUUGGAAGUGGUCAUGAGUAUUUGCCUGGCUGGAAUUUUGGGGGUGGAAACUCUGGCUCCCAGUUUGGAGGAUAUUCGCCCUUUUUAAAGGAGGAGGAAAGCAAAUCAGUGAGGAGAAAUUCUAAUGGGGAUAUGAAGGGAAGAGUAAGGGUUGAUUCAGUUAUUGAAGCUGCAAAUUUGGCUGCCAAUGGACAGCCCUUCGAGGUUGUUUACUAUCCACGAGCAAGCACUCCAGAGUUUUGUGUGAAGGCUUCCUCAGUUAGAGCUGCCAUGCAAAUCCAGUGGUGUCCAGGGAUGAGGUUCAAAAUGGCUUUUGAAACUGAGGACUCAUCACGGAUUAGCUGGUUCAUGGGAACAAUAUCUUCUGUUCAGGUUGUUGAUCCCAUUCAUUGGCCCACUUCUCCAUGGCGUCUUCUCCAGGUACAGUGGGAUGAACCAGAUUUACUUCAAAAUGUGAAGCGGGUUAAUCCUUGGUUGGUUGAACUGGUAUCGAACAUACCACCCAUUCAUCUUAAUGCUUUUUCACCAAGGAAAAAGAUGAGGCUUCCACAACAGCCUGACUUUUUAUUCAACCAAUUUCCUGUGCCACCAUUUUCUGGCAACCCUCUCGGAUCUAGCAGCCCCUUAUCUUGCAUUACAGACAACAUACCUGCAGGCAUACAGGGAGCCAGGCAUGUGCAAUUUGGAUUGUCUCCAUCAGAUCUCCACUUCAACAAGCUGCAGACAGGUCUGUUUCCAGUUGGAUUUCAGCAGCUUGAUCACGCUGCCCCUCCUUAUAGAAACCCAACUGAGAAGCUUUUCACUGAGAAGGAAAACAAUGGUAAUGCAUCUUGCUUGCUGAGAAUUGGAAAUUCCCCUCAGAGUUUGGAGGGAAAUAAUGAAGUAAAGACAUCCCGUAUCUUACUGUUUGGUAAACUCAUAGCCACUGACCAGCAGUCCUCUCAAAGCUGCUCAGGUGAUACACUUGGGAACAGUUUGUCAGAGGGAAAUACAGAGAAGACCGGUGUUUCUUCCAAUGGCUCUGGUUCAGCUUUACACAAGAAUCCCCCUCUAGAAAAUUCUUCAAAUGAAGGAUCUCCUUGGUGCAAAGGCCACAAGAAAGCUGAUCACUCGGAGACUGGUCAUUGCAAAGUUUUUAUGGAAUCAGAAGAUGUGGGUCGAACACUGGAUCUUUCAGUCCUUGGAUCAUAUGAAGAGCUGUAUGGGAAGCUAGCCAACAUGUUUGGGAUAGAAAAUUCAGAGAUGCUGAGUGGUGUGAUCUAUUUGGAUGCAACCGGUUCUGUUAAACACACUGGAGAUGAACCCUUCAGUGAGUUUCUGAAGACAGCAAGAAGGCUAACAAUUCUUACAGAUUCAGGCAGUGACAACAUAGGAAGAUAGAGGAUGAGCGUGUUGGAUUCUGGCAGUGACAACAUAGGAGGAUAGAGAUGGAGUUUUUACUAAUUGUACAGUUUUCAAAUGCUUGGUUUUAAUAAUAGUAUUUGUUUUCUUUUAAGGAAGCCUACUCCAGCCAAUUUUGGGAUUCUGAGAAACCAUGUUCGGUAGCUUAUGUUGGAUUUAUUUUUGAGAAAUUAGAAGUAACCGAAAUAUUCUUGAAAGCUAGGAAUUCUUUGUU
Rubroshorea leprosula is the source of this 2670-nucleotide messenger RNA. The record is from the annotation of a GenBank genome assembly. NCBI's taxonomy places the organism in Eukaryota, Viridiplantae, Streptophyta, Magnoliopsida, Malvales, Dipterocarpaceae.